Nerophis lumbriciformis (worm pipefish) is the source of this 831-nucleotide messenger RNA. NCBI's taxonomy places the organism in Eukaryota, Metazoa, Chordata, Actinopteri, Syngnathiformes, Syngnathidae. The record is from RefSeq and is a predicted model, not a curated record.
AUGCCGCUCCACAAAUCAACCCGGGGCUCUCGACUGGACCCCACUAUGAUUUCAGCCCCUUUGGGUGACUUCCGCCACACCAUGCAUAUCGGCAGAGGUGGCGACGCCUUCGGGGACACGUCGUUCCUGUCCACGCUGGGUCCGAGUCCACCUAACUCCGACCUAGGGAGCCCGGGGUCUUCAUCCGUGGAUUACGCGACAACUGCGAACCACAAUGAUCUGUAUCAAGAACCAACAGGGAAUCUGGCGAGGGAUGAGCUAGAGUUCUCAGAGCCGUUGCCGUCAUUUACAUUGGAUUUGGAUCUAGAUUUAGGUCCUUCCAUGCUAGGGGACGUACUAGGGGUAAUGGACGGUUUAGGACUGGAUUCCAAAAAUAUUACAUCCCCAGUGGAAACAAAACCAAGCAAGGAGACGUCCGUCGUGAACAGGCACAACGAGCUGAACGGAAGGAACCUGGAUGAAAACCAGAUGGGCGAUGGCAGAGUAACAGAUGGGAUCAAACCAAAGGGGCUGCGUCCCAAAGUGAGAUUCAGCGACAAGCGGGAGGAGAUAAUCCGCCAGGCAUCGGAGGAGGAUGAAGGUCAAGGGUUCGACUUUCAGGAGGAGGACCUGACGACGAGUCCAACAAGGGAGAGGGUUGAAACGGAGUUCGCCGCCCACAAAGAUGGGCCUCCCAGCCCGGCUUCAUCUCAUAGCUCCGACUACGAAGGGGUUAGCGCACUGGACCGGAGGAGGGUCGGUAGCAGCCACUCGGAAAGUGACUCAGAGGAAGAGGAAGUGGGGCGAGGCUAUACUUUUGAAGACGACUUUGAUGAUGAAAUUGGACUAUAA